Messenger RNA from Polyodon spathula (Mississippi paddlefish), 2440 nucleotides. Its product is annotated as protein-glutamine gamma-glutamyltransferase K-like. Bases 411 to 2414 code for a protein of 667 amino acids. Lineage: Eukaryota; Metazoa; Chordata; Actinopteri; Acipenseriformes; Polyodontidae. Gene Ontology annotation, molecular function: protein-glutamine gamma-glutamyltransferase activity. The transcript has 12 exons. Gene Ontology annotation, biological process: peptide cross-linking. The record is from RefSeq and is a predicted model, not a curated record.
GCCCAUUUCGAAGCCGCUUCGCCCCAAAAAAAGUUCGCAGAGGGUUUAAAAUGCAAUGCUCGCGAUCCUGAACUGGAACUCGGAGCCGGCCCGACUGAAGCGUUUAUAAGAUAUAAGAAAGGGAUUUUAUUUGAGGUCCAGGUUUGACACAGAAUUUUUUUGUUUGUUUGUUUGUUUUGUUUUUAACAGAACAGACACUACUUUGCUUUAUUGAUUUAUUGUUUUUAAUUAUUAUUAUUAUAAUAGGGUCAGGGUUCAAACUUCGAACCUGAAACACGUUGGAGCCGCUUCACGCCGAUCUCGGGCGCUGGCCGACGGGGAGGUUCGGCGCGGAUGUUGAGACGCCUCCAGCCAGCGCCAGGGCUUCGCAAGGCGGGCUGGCGAAGCAGAAGAGCCGCUCCAGGGACUGGAUGGAGACGGUCUUCCCCUGUGUGCGCACGAACAGCGCCGACGCGCAUGACUUCACCAACAACAAAGUCUCCUGGGCAGACGAGACGCCUGAGGUUCUACUGUCAGAUCAGAUACUGUCGGUAAAGGGCGUUGAUUUGCUGAAAUCACGCUGCGGAAUGAACCGGAAGGCGCAUCACACGGACGAAUUUGAAUAUGAUGACCUCAUCCUGCGCCGUGGCCAAUCAUUCUUCCUGGAAAUUGAAUUCUCGCGACCUUUCAACCCUGACAUGGACACGGUGCAAUUGGAGCUGCAGAUCGGUCCUCUGCCACAGGUGUCAAAGGGCACCCACGUCAUCAUACCAUUGGUCGGGGAGCUGGAAGACAACCAAUGGGAAGCCAAGAUUGUGCAGAGGGAUGGGACUAGGGUGAAACUGUCUGUCAGGUCUCCAGCAACAGCCGUGAUUGGCCGAUACAAGUUUACAGUGACCACUCACAGCCCGGGGGGAGACUUCAAGAUGGAACACGACCCCAAGAACGACAUCACCUUCCUGUUCAACCCCUGGUGUGAACGUGAUGAUGUGUUCAUGAAGGAUGAAGAACUCCUGAAGGAAUAUAUUCUGAACGAAACGGGGAAAAUUUACUAUGGCACCGAAAAGCAGAUCACAGCUCGAACCUGGAACUUUGGACAGUUUGAUGCUGGUAUUCUGGACGCUUGCCUGUUUGUUCUGGAUCGCAGUCGGAUGCCUCAUUCCGGAAGGGGGAAUCCAGUCAAUCUAGUCCGAGUCAUCUCUGCCUUGGUGAACUCGGUGGAUGACAGGGGGGUUGUCGUUGGGUGCUGGUCAGGUGAUUACUCCCAGGGGACGGCUCCCACAGCCUGGUCUGGCAGCGUGGAUAUCCUGACCAAGUACCAUCGCAGCGGGGGCGAGCCAGUGGCUUUCGGACAAUGCUGGGUGUUCUCAGGGGUCACAACCACAGUGCUGCGUUGUUUAGGAAUCCCCGCGCGCAGCGUCACCAACUUCUCUUCGGCGCAUGACACCGACGUCUCUCUCACCACGGACCUGCACUUCGACGAGAACAUGCGCCCCCUGACUCACCUGAACCAGGACUCUGUGUGGAACUACCACGUGUGGAACGACUGCUGGAUGGCGCGGCCGGACCUGCCCCCGGGGCUGGGGGGGUGGCAGGCAGUGGACGCCACGCCCCAGCAGACCAGCCAGGGCAUCGCUUGCUGUGGCCCCGCCUCCGUCCAGGCGAUCUGCAACGGAUUGGUCUACCUGAACCACGACACUCGCUUCAUAUUCGCAGAGGUGAACAGUGAUAAGAUCUACUGGCAGCAGCGGGCGGAUGGAUCCUUCACUCAGGUGUUCAGUGAGAAGGCGGCGAUCGGGAAACAUAUCAGCACCAAGGCAGCGGGGUCUGAGGAGAGGCAAGAUAUCACGGACAUGUACAAAUACCCUGAGGGCAGCAAGGAGGAGCGCAUCGCCGUGGAGACGGCCUGUCGCUAUGGCAGCAAGCCCAACAUUUACUCGAACCAGCAGGCGGGGGACGUCAGCAUUGAGGUCAGCACUGACGGGGCGGGGCUUCACGUGGGAGGCUCUGCCUCCAUCCUCAUCGUCGUGAGCAACAGGAGCCAAUCAGGAUGCAGUGCCGUGCUGCACGGCCAGAUCGCAGUCAUGUACUACACUGGGGUUGUCAAGGCAACCAUCAAGAGGGACACCAUCAACGUCGAACUGAUGCCUGGCGAGAUCAGGACAGUCCAGUGGGUUCUCGCGUAUUCAGACUAUCAGGACCAGCUGACGGACCAGGCUGCUCUCAUGAUGACGGUGGCGGGUCGGGUCAGUCAGACUGGGCAGGUUCUGGCCGCUCAGCACGUCUUCAGACUGCAGACUCCGAAGCUUCAGAUCCAGGUACCAGCCGGGCCAAGGAAUACCGGAGCGAUACCAAACAGUGUGAUACAGCACCAAAUUACAGUUAAAUAUAAACAGUGUGAUACUGCAAUAAAUUCAGACAAACGUUUCCUCUAGAAGUCUUUCUGAAUGUCUUUAAUGUG